Antrostomus carolinensis (chuck-will's-widow) is the source of this 1589-nucleotide messenger RNA. It is a transcript of the gene CHRNA5, whose product is annotated as cholinergic receptor nicotinic alpha 5 subunit. NCBI's taxonomy places the organism in Eukaryota, Metazoa, Chordata, Aves, Caprimulgiformes, Caprimulgidae. The transcript is spliced from 4 exons. Gene Ontology annotation, cellular component: postsynaptic membrane. Gene Ontology annotation, biological process: monoatomic ion transmembrane transport. The record is from RefSeq and is a predicted model, not a curated record. Gene Ontology annotation, molecular function: transmembrane signaling receptor activity; acetylcholine-gated monoatomic cation-selective channel activity. Bases 28 to 1158 code for a protein of 376 amino acids.
UUUUUAUAGGAUGAGAAAAAUCAAUUGAUGACAACAAAUGUCUGGUUGAAGCAGGAAUGGAGAGAUGUGAAAUUAAGGUGGAAUCCUGAAGACUAUGCUGGAAUAACAUCUAUUCGUGUCCCAUCAGAUUCAAUUUGGAUUCCAGAUAUUGUGUUGUAUGACAAUGCAGAUGGACGUUUUGAGGGAACAUCUACAAAAACUGUGGUGAAGUAUGAUGGCACCAUUGCUUGGACUCCACCAGCAAACUACAAAAGUUCUUGUACUAUUGAUGUAACCUUCUUCCCCUUUGACCUCCAGAAUUGUUCUAUGAAAUUUGGUUCCUGGACUUACGAUGGCUCACAGGUUGAUAUAAUUCUUGAAGAUUAUGAUGUAGACAAAAGAGACUUUUUUGAUAACGGAGAAUGGGAAAUAGUGACUGCAACAGGGAGCAAAGGAAAUAGAACUGAUGGAUGCUGCUGGUAUCCUUUUGUUACAUACUCAUUUAUAAUUAGACGUUUGCCACUUUUUUACACAUUGUUUCUCAUUAUUCCUUGUAUUGGGCUUUCGUUUCUAACUGUCCUUGUCUUCUAUCUUCCUUCAAAUGAAGGUGAAAAAAUUUCACUUUGCACUUCAGUACUGGUAUCUUUGACUGUUUUUCUUCUUGUCAUUGAAGAGAUUAUUCCAUCAUCUUCUAAAGUUAUCCCACUUAUAGGAGAGUACUUGGUAUUUACUAUGAUAUUUGUGACAUUGUCCAUUGUGAUAACUGUCUUUGCUAUCAAUAUUCAUCAUCGCUCUUCAUCUACACACAAUGCUAUGGCACCUUGGGUUCGCAAGAUAUUUCUUCACAAACUUCCCAAGCUGCUUUGCAUGAGAAGUCAUGUAGAUAGAUACUUUACUCAGAAGGAAGAAACAGGAAAUGCAAAUGGAUCAGAAUCAUCUAGGAACACCUUGGAAGCAGCUCUAGAUUCUAUCAGAUACAUUACAAGGCAUGUUAUGAAGGAGAAUAAAGUUCGCGAGGUUGUUGAAGACUGGAAAUUUAUUGCUCAGGUGCUUGAUCGAAUGUUCUUAUGGACUUUUCUUCUGGUUUCAAUAAUUGGAUCACUUGUGUUAUUUAUUCCUGUUAUUCAUAAAUGGGCAAGUAUAAUAGUACCCAUGCAUAUAGGCAGUACAAAUACAUAAAAUAUUUUUUUAUCUGUCUACUGCUAAUAUGGCUCUAAAGAGUUUUGCAGUAGCUCUGUUUCCAUGCACGUUCUUUGUAGGUAUGUUUCUGAUAGAGUUAAAAAAAAAAAAAUCCAAAACCAGAAAAUUAUGUUUAUAUUAAUGCAUGGCAUCCCUAGGAGGCAUAGGAAUCAAUUUGCUUAUUGACAGUCUAAGUUACUUCUAAAUCAGGUCAGAAUUAAAAGGACAUCUUAAGGACUUGCAUGUGUAUGUCAGAAAAGCAUAUGCUGACACUUCCUGCAAAAUAGAAGAAUUUAAAUUUUUAAAUAAUAAUUGAUAGUCCAAUUAUUCAAUUACUCUCUAAAUUGUUAUAUUGAGUAUUAAUAUCUGCAGGUAUUUACACAGAGUUGCUUAUUUCAGUUUGCUACAGUAUGCAAAGACGAAUUUUUAUC